Messenger RNA from Ctenopharyngodon idella (grass carp), 410 nucleotides. Its product is annotated as cytochrome c oxidase assembly protein COX14 homolog. The transcript has a single exon. Lineage: Eukaryota; Metazoa; Chordata; Actinopteri; Cypriniformes; Xenocyprididae. The coding region runs from base 8 to 190 and encodes 60 amino acids. The record is from RefSeq and is a predicted model, not a curated record.
AUCCGUCAUGCUCAGUGGGAAGCGCAUCGCAGACAUGGGCUACAAGCUCUUCUCGGGCUCCAUGAUGCUGUUGACGGUGUACGGCGGAUACCUGUGUGUCAUGCGGGCUCAACGCUUCAUGCAGAAAAGGAAACAGCUAGAGCUAGCGGCACAGAACGAGAGCACGGCUUCAGAGACCAUUAAAGAAUGAAGACGUGGCCUGUGAAUAAUCACUUAACCGGACACUGAUUGUCACACGGGUGGGACGUUGUGUGACCCAGCAGUGUGUGGAAGUGUGUCAACAGAAACCCACCUGCGUUCAUGACCCUCAAAGGGUUUGUUUGUCAAGUUCAACGGCUCUGAAUGAGGGCUCUACUAUGGAAAGAGUGAUUUAUGUGUUGUAAUAUAUUAAAUGCUCCUUGUAAAAUCUA